UGAGAAUUGGCAAUCAAUGUUUAGAACUCGCAAUGUCAUUAAUAAUAUUUGGUGGAAGCUUUUCUGAACAUGCCGAAACCUUAGAUUAUGAAAGUCGCGGACAAACUUUACAAUGAUGGGUUGCUGGAUGGUACGGAAGCGUCAACUGUGAAAAAAUUUACUUUGCGAUUCGAAGGACUUGCUUGAUUGCACUGAGUAGUUUUGCUUAAACAUGGAAUCAAGAUGAAGGCCCGCUUGUAUUUUAGGUUUGAUGGGAACAUCCUCCCGAAUUAAUACUCUCUACAUAUUGCUAUACUGUUUAUUGCAUGAUUAUCGACAGGUAACUUUUCAUCAUGAGGGAGAAGAGUGCACACAAUCCAAAUAAUCUUAGUCAUACGUCCAUGGAUUAGUAUUCCAUUCAUUCCCAAUCUAUUCUUUAUCGAUUGUAGUGACCACAGUGAAAAUUCUCGCGAAACGAAUGUUCCAUCUGCUAUGCCAAGAUUGGUGAGCACUACUUAUGUGUAAAUUGGUGUGGCACAAGUGUCAUAUUCGAUUCGCUUGAACCAUGCUUGAGCAUCAUCCCGACCUCUUUCUUCAUGAUUGUUCAGGUUUCAGGAGAAUACUAACAAUAACCACUUUUCUGCUUGAUAAUGAUGCCGCCAAAUCUGCGUUUACCUGCAUAUCUACGUUCUUUUCGCAGUACAACGAUUCUGCAGUUUUAUGCUAGCACCACUGCCGCGAUGCUCGAAGAACCUGUGCUACAUUCUAAUUUAAACACAUAUUGUAUGACUAUAGUAGCGCUUUCCUACUCGAUUUUGAAACGUUUCACACGCUGGCAGCAAGUCACAUUGUAAAACACAAGCUGUAUCGUUGAUGUUCUACCUACAAUCUCUGCUUGCCCCCACACCAACCUGCGUUGUGAUAUAGGAUACAUACGAAACGCCUCGCAUCGUGCCAUGCCAUCAACUUAUUUAUUGAUUUAUAUGUUUUGACGGUAGCUUCUCUCUUGACACCAGCGUACAAGUUUUAUCUAUCAAGUUUAUACGGUAUUAAUGAGUUUCAAUCUAAAAAAAAUUGUAAAAAUAUAGGAAUUAAUCUCAAGAGUCACGUUGCUGGGUUGCAAUGUGUCGGAACGAGUGGGAUUUGACUACAUUGACAUCUCGACGUCAGCGUCGUGAGCCGAACGCUAUGGGGACGGAUUACUUGAUUGCAAGAAAGACGACAAGCGCACAGGCGAUGGCGAAACCUUCCGUUUUUUUUUCGCAAAAAAGAUUUUUUUCUACUUUUGACAGGCUUAACUCCGAGGGCAGCCGUUUGUCU
Plasmopara halstedii is the source of this 1299-nucleotide messenger RNA. RefSeq lists its product as uncharacterized. The coding region runs from base 630 to 833 and encodes 67 amino acids. The record is from RefSeq and is a predicted model, not a curated record. The transcript has a single exon. NCBI's taxonomy places the organism in Eukaryota, Oomycota, Peronosporomycetes, Peronosporales, Peronosporaceae.